Messenger RNA from Peronospora belbahrii, 513 nucleotides. The record is from the annotation of a GenBank genome assembly. Lineage: Eukaryota; Oomycota; Peronosporomycetes; Peronosporales; Peronosporaceae.
AUGCAGUUUUCUUUCCGCGAUCAUCCAGCGCUAUCUUUUCGAGAUGGCAUGAGUUUGCAAGGAAACGAAGAAAAAGCUUCCACGAAGUUGGAUGCAGCUCUCCAGCAGUUUGAUGAGGAUGUCUUGCUGAAAGGCGUUGAAAGUGUUGGCACAAGUUCUAUGGCUUGGUUCAUCUCUUCAUUCGCGCAAACACGUGAUAAGUUUGAGAGAGGUAUUGCGAACGCGACACUUUCGAUCGGUGGCAUGAUGUGCAGCUCGUGCGUUCUUUGGCAUAUUCGGUAUCUCUGCGCUUGCAGCGGUGAAGCCUUAGGGUACGAAGCUACGUUGACGACAAGAGUGAGCAUGAGUGAGCUGGGUAAUGCAGCGGUUUUGAUCGGCGGAAUGACGAGCAACUCGUGCGCUAUCUCAGUUGAGAAUGCAUUGGAGAAUACUGAGAAUGUGAUGUUGGUCAUUGGAAGCUUUGGGACUGAGAAGGCGAGGAUCUGUUUCAACAAGGACUUUGUUGGUAUUUGA